AUGCCCAUCCAAGUGACUCGGGAGACCAGACGAGCCUCCAAAAUUAACCAGAUUGAUGACUCAUUAACGCAAAUGAAAGGUCAAAACAUUAUAAAGAUCAAUAUCCCAGAUCUUGAAAAAGUUGAUAAACACAUGCGUGAAGCAAUACACAGUGAAUACAAUGCUCAAAUAAUCGAUAGUGAUAUAUUUAUCAAAUGUGAUGGAAAACAUAAAGAAGAUAUUCAAGCUGAACUUUUGAUCUCAGCUAGGGUACAUAAUCCAACUUGGUCCGUAUCAUUAAAUACAAUAUGCGUGGUUGGGGGCAAUAGCUAUCAACCUGAUGUUGGCAUCUGGUUUCGAGCACCAACAUAUGCACAAUGUCAUAACCCAAUUGUAAAUUCGUGUCCACCACCGAACGUAUACGUAGAGGUGUUUUAUAACCGAGAUCCAGAUCGUAGUAAUGCGUUGAGGAGAAUUAAUAAUGUUCGGCUAAUAAAUCCUGCGAUUGAAUUUAUUGGAAUCUGUCUUCCUGAUUCAGCUCGACCCUAUAAUCAGAAUCCUUUUCCUAGGGCAGUUUCAGUUCCAGCAAUUCAACAACAAAAUCAAAGACCUCAUCAAGCUCCAUAUUUGAUACAUUGGGAUGCUAACCAAACUCCGGUUUAUUAUAUAAUGAAUUGGAACGAGCACUUACUUCUUAGGUGUGGAUGGGCGCUCGAAUUUAAUUCUGUGCUUAGUAUAAUUUCUCGUCAUUAA
This is a messenger RNA of Funneliformis caledonium, 732 nucleotides long. The record is from the annotation of a GenBank genome assembly. NCBI's taxonomy places the organism in Eukaryota, Fungi, Glomeromycota, Glomeromycetes, Glomerales, Glomeraceae.